Messenger RNA from Psylliodes chrysocephalus, 3400 nucleotides. The record is from the annotation of a GenBank genome assembly. NCBI's taxonomy places the organism in Eukaryota, Metazoa, Arthropoda, Insecta, Coleoptera, Chrysomelidae.
UUGAAAACCUAUUAUUAUUUGCAUUCGCGGUUCGCAGUAGUUAGAUACUCUUACUCGGUGCGACUUUCUGAAAUAUCUCCAGUCUACAUCUGACGCGGGUAACUGAACGGUCACAGACUGCUCGUUCGUCGCUUUUUUCACGUGUGCAUCGUGUUUAUAGUUGCGGGAAAUUCGGUCUACAACACAAACCGGUGUAAAUAGUAAUAAUAAUUUAAAGGAAACAAGAUAUAAAAAAAUAAAUUAGUUGGCGCAUAAACUGAAUGUCGAUGACGACUUUUCCUGUACUAUAAGUGCCAUAAUAGUGAACAUAAUAGUUAUAACUAAUUACUACUUUCACACAAUGGCUGACUACAGCAUCCGCAGUAGGCAAGAGAGCACUGAAAGUUUGGAUUCAUCAUCGGCGGUUACAAGCGAAGAGUAUUCAGACGAUGACAAAGAAAAGGACGGCUAUGACAUUGAGGAUUUCAACAUUAUUAAAACCAUCGGUACUGGAACAUUUGGUAGGGUACUUCUAUGUAAAAAUAAAGAAACAGAUGAGUAUGGAGCUAUGAAAAUUCUUUGUUUAGCCGACAUUAUAAGACUGAAACAAGUAGAACACGUAAAGAAUGAAAAGAAUAUAUUGCAAGAAAUUAGGCAUCCUUUCAUAGUUAAUAUGCUUUGGUGUGACAGAGACGAAAUUUGUAUCUACAUGCUUUUCGAAUACGUUUGUGGCGGCGAAUUAUUUUCAUAUCUAAGAAACGCUGGAAGAUUUACAAGUUCCACUGCAAACUUUUACACGUCGGAAAUAAUUUCGGCGCUGGAAUAUUUACAUGCGAAGAGUAUAGUAUACAGAGAUCUUAAACCAGAAAAUUUACUAUUGGAUAAGGAAGGACACUUAAAGAUAACAGAUUUCGGAUUCGCCAAGAAACUCACGGACAGGACGUGGACUCUUUGUGGCACUCCAGAAUAUUUGGCACCUGAAAUUAUACAGAGUAAAGGGCAUAAUAAAGCUGUUGAUUGGUGGGCGUUAGGUGUUUUAAUAUAUGAGAUGUUAGUUGGUUAUCCUCCUUUCUACGAUGACAAUCCAUUCGGUAUUUACGAAAAAAUCCUAGGCGGUAAAAUAGAAUGGCCACGACAUCUGGAUACUAUAGCAAAGGACCUUAUCAAAAAACUGCUAAUACAAGAUAGAACUAAGAGAUUGGGCAAUAUGAAGUGUGGUGCUGAUGAUAUAAAAAGGCAUAGGUGGUUCAAAGGAAUUGAUUGGGCAGAUGUCGCCUUAAGAAAACUACAACCACCUCUGAUACCCAGAAUCAGUUACGAUGGAGAUUCCAGUAAUUUCGAUGAUUACCCCGAAACAGAUUGGAAACAAUCGAGAACUCUGGAGGAAUCUGAGCUCAAAUUAUUUGAAGACUUUUAACAGAAGUUGAUUGAAAUAGUGUUCAUAGCUCUAUUCCCUCCAAAAAUAUUUAUUCCUAUACUGCCUCGGCACCGAUAUUUAAAAUAAUUUUUGAUAUCGUUAUGUUGCCUUUCUAAGCAUAAAACUCGUGUCUAAAGAUAAUGCUAAAUAUUUUAGAUUAAUUAUGUUUAAAAAUACAGCCGAGUUUAAAGAAGUGACAGUCAGUUUGGAAUGUAAAACAUGUAUUUCUGCUGCAGAUGACUUUGAACUCUAAUAUAGCCCAAAAUUGCUACCUACUUUCUGUGCCUAAGCACCGAGGUGGGAUUUAUGUCAAUCCAAAGUUGGAUGCCGACUAACUACAGUGAAGAAGGGGGUGAGUCGUACAAAUGGAUUGAAACAACUUCCAAUAAAUUUCGAAACAGUACCUUUCACAUUAAUCCUCAUGUUGAAUAUUAAUCACGAAAAAUAUUCCAGAAGGCGGAAACCAAUGUCACUUCAAAAAAAAACAGUAAUACCAACAUACCUCAGUGACAGAUAGGUGUCCCAUCAGCGCCCUCUAUUACGAAAUAAUUUCUUGACAGAAAGGGCUAAAAUAAGCAAACAAAGCCUCUAAAACGAAAUAAAUAGCCUAACUAAACCCAAAUAGAGGUCCAAUUUACCCCAAACUGAUCAUAUACUCACACUUAACGUCAGAGCGGACACGCUAGACCGACAUCUUGAAUACAGGGCAGCCACAUGCUCACCAGAGUGUCACAGAAGGACCGCUCUGUUCAAAUAUCGAACUAAAAGCACAGUGGUUAAAAAUGCGGGUAUAGAAGGACCCAUUAAAUAAUUAUUGAACACGGAUAAAACUAGUGUAUUCUUAUUUUUAUGAAAAACCGCUAUAAGGCCAAAUUUAAACGUUACAAAAUAUAAAUACGACUUUUAUUCUUAGAAUGGCAGUAUGGUUGUUAAAAGUGUUGAAAAAACUUAGGUAUAUUGUUAUAUACUAGAAGGAUUUUUAAAUUAAAGUUAUAUUUUACAACCAUUACAGCUUGAGAUAAUGCUAUCUCACAAAUUUUAGAAUGUGUGCUUUACACAGAACAAUGAACAAUAAUUGUCAGCUGUCAUACGUCAUCGUACAGUACCAAUCUAAAAUAAUAAUUAUUAUUAGUUAGGCAUUUUAUUGAGGUUCUAGAACUUAUAAAAAUAAUACAGCAUCUAUACUAUUGUGUAAAAUCUUUCUGGAAAAACAUGAUGUUUGUGUUAUUUUAUUUUUUAAUAUUGUAUCAAUUGAUAAUGGUUCCAUGAAUCAUUUGAUAUAAUUUGAUUAAAUUAAUAUUGUUCCUUAAAAAACUAUUCAAUUCAAAAACGCUUCUAGUGUAUAGUCAGUGUUCUAAAACUUCAUUGUGAUAUUGAUUAGUUAAGUAAGUUUUCUUAGUUUGUAAAUAUUGUAGUUAAUGAGUUGAAGUUGAAUAUUAAUAUGAACUAAAUAUGUAGUCAUUCCGUUUUGCCUAUUUUAGUAAUAUUCGAGUAAUAUUUUUGAUUUUAUUAAUGCUAGAGAUAUUGAUAAUUUUUGGUAUUAGUAGUUUUUUUACUAACGCAGCAAUAAAAGUGUUUUUUUAACUUCAUUAUAAAUAUCAAUAAUAAUUUAAUUAUGGUAUAUUUAAUUAAAUUAGUUUUAUUUUGUAAAACGAGUUAUGUGGUAGUUAUUGAGUUUCAUUAAACCAUAAUUAAAUGUUUAUUCGUCAUUAUAAAACAUUAUAAAAGGUUUAAAUUUGUUCUAUUCAUCACAUUAGAUUCAUUGAAUUUAUCAGUUACUCGACCUCUUAAUGCUAGGUGCAACUAUCACCUCGCGCAAUACUUUACUCUUCAACGAGUAUGUAGUCAAUUUUAAUCGUGUAAUUGAGUGGGUAAUUAAUAAAUUCAUAAUCGUCUAUAAUAUAAAGUUGAUUGUGAUAAAUGAAAAAUUUUUUUUUUAAUUAUGCUUUUGUUUUAAAAUUAUUAAAAGAGUUGUAAAUUUUUAGCAAAAUAAAUGAUAAUAAU